This is a messenger RNA of Scophthalmus maximus (turbot), 2568 nucleotides long. It is a transcript of the gene sec23a, whose product is annotated as Sec23 homolog A, coat complex II component. Gene Ontology annotation, biological process: COPII-coated vesicle budding; COPII-coated vesicle cargo loading; endoplasmic reticulum to Golgi vesicle-mediated transport. The record is from RefSeq and is a predicted model, not a curated record. Gene Ontology annotation, cellular component: COPII vesicle coat; endoplasmic reticulum exit site. NCBI's taxonomy places the organism in Eukaryota, Metazoa, Chordata, Actinopteri, Pleuronectiformes, Scophthalmidae. The transcript has 20 exons. Gene Ontology annotation, molecular function: zinc ion binding; GTPase activator activity. The coding region runs from base 188 to 2482 and encodes 764 amino acids.
CUCCCUUCGGUCGCUCAGGAAUAUGGUCCCUGAAUAUCUGUCAGAGUGAGGCCUCUGUGUUUGUCCGUUCUGUGUCCUGACGUGGCGCCGCCAUGUUGUUUUGCUUCGUUGUCAGUGCGGAGCAGCGAGGCAGCGAGGCAGCGCUUUUACGACAGGUCCGACCCCCUCCCUGCGUGCCUCUGUUGCCAUGGCAACCUUCCCAGAGUACAUCUCUCAGAACGAGGAGCGUGAUGGCGUGCGGUUCAGCUGGAACGUCUGGCCCUCCAGCCGCCUGGAGGCGACCCGGAUGGUGGUGCCAGUGGCGGCACUGUUCACCCCCCUGAGGGAGAGACCGGACCUGCCCCCCAUCCAGUACGAACCAGUUCUCUGCAGCCGCGCCACCUGCCGUGCCGUGCUCAACCCGCUGUGUCAGGUGGACUACCGAGCGAAGCUGUGGGCCUGUAACUUCUGUUACCAGAGGAACCAGUUUCCUCCGUCCUACUCCGGCAUCUCAGAGGUGAACCAGCCGGCAGAGCUGCUGCCUCAGUUCUCCACCAUCGAGUACGUGGUGCAGCGGGGUCCUCAGAUGCCGCUGGUCUUCCUGUACGUGGUGGACACGUGUAUGGAGGACGAGGACCUGCAGGCCCUGAAGGAGUCCCUCCAGAUGUCCUUGUCCCUGCUGCCUCCCACCGCGCUCGUCGGACUCAUCACCUUCGGACGCAUGGUCCAGGUCCACGAGCUCGGCUGCGAGGGGAUCUCCAAGAGCUACGUGUUCAGAGGGACCAAGGACCUGAGCGCAAAGCAGCUGCAGGAAAUGCUGGGUCUGACAAAACCUUCAGCCAAUCAGGGACGAGGACCUCAGACUGCCCAACCGCCUCUGUCCAAUAGGUUCUUGCAGCCAGUGCAGAAGGUGGACAUGAACCUCACAGACCUGUUGGGGGAGCUGCAGCGUGACCCCUGGCCCGUCACUCAGGGGAAGAGACCUCUGCGCUCGCUGGGCGUCGCCAUGUCCAUUGCUGUUGGCCUGUUGGAGUGCACCUUCCCCAACUCUGGGGCUCGGAUCAUGACGUUCAUUGGUGGCCCGGCGACGCAGGGUCCCGGCAUGGUGGUGGGAGACGAACUGAAGACGCCCAUCAGGUCCUGGCACGACAUCGAGAAAGACAACGCCAAGUUCAUGAAGAAAGCCACGAAGCACUAUGAGUCUCUUGCUAACAGAGCAUCUACUAAUGGUCACAUGAUCGACAUGUACGCCUGUGCUCUGGAUCAGACCGGCCUGCUGGAGAUGAAGUGCUGUGCCAACUACACUGGAGGCUACAUGGUGAUGGCGGACUCCUUCAACACAUCUUUGUUUAAACAAACCUUUCAGAGAGUUUUCACCAAAGAUGUCCAGGGGUCUUUUAAGAUGGCGUUCGCUGCCACGCUGGAGGUCAAGACGUCCAGAGAAGUGAAGCUGUCCGGAGCCAUCGGACCCUGUGUGUCUCUGAACGCUAAAGGACCCUGUGUCUCUGAGAACGAGAUCGGUACCGGUGGAACGUGUCAGUGGAAGAUCUGCGGUUUGGAUCCCAGCACCACACUGGCUCUUUACUUCGAGGUCGUCAACCAGCACAACGCUCCAAUCCCACAGGGCGGCCGGGGGGCGAUCCAGUUCGUGAGUCAGUACCAACACUCGUCAGGACAGAGACGCAUCCGGGUCACGACCACGGCCAGGAACUGGGCGGACGCUCAGACUCAAAUUCAGAGCAUCGCGGCGUCUUUCGACCAGGAGGCGGCGGCCAUCUUGAUGGCGAGGCUGGCGGUGUACCGCGCGGAGACGGAGGAGGGGCCUGACGUGCUGCGCUGGUUGGACCGACAGCUGAUCCGACUGUGCCAGAAGUUCGGAGAUUAUCACAAAGACGAUCCAAACUCCUUCAGGUUCUCCGAGACCUUCUCCCUCUACCCUCAGUUCAUGUUCCACCUGAGGCGCUCUCCGUUCCUCCAGGUGUUCAACAACAGUCCAGACGAGAGCUCGUACUACAGACACCAGUUCAACAGACAGGACCUCACUCAGGCUCUGAUCAUGGUGCAGCCGGUCCUGUACGCUUACUCCUUCAGUGGCCCCCCGGAGCCUGUCCUGUUGGACAGCAGCAGCAUCCUUCCUGACCGGAUCCUCCUGAUGGACACUUUCUUCCAGAUCCUCAUCUACCACGGAGAGACUGUGGCCCAGUGGAGGAAGGCAGGUUAUCAGGAAAUGUCAGAGUACGAGAACUUCAAACAUCUUCUUCAGGCGCCGGUGGAUGACGCCCAGGAGCUGCUGCACACUCGCUUCCCCAUGCCGCGAUACAUCGACACGGAGCACGGAGGCAGCCAGGCUCGUUUCCUGCUGUCAAAAGUGAACCCCUCCCAGACCCACAACAACAUGUACACCUGGGGACAGGAGUCUGGAGCUCCCAUCCUGACCGACGACGUCAGUCUACAGGUGUUCAUGGAUCACCUGAAGAAGCUCGCUGUGUCCAGUGCUGCCUGAACUCACCUGUCCUCUCCUGAACUCACCUGUCCUUACCUGAACUCACCUGACCUCACCGGACAUCACCUGUCCCUACCUGACCUCAG